This is a messenger RNA of Rhizophagus irregularis DAOM 181602=DAOM 197198, 1260 nucleotides long. NCBI's taxonomy places the organism in Eukaryota, Fungi, Glomeromycota, Glomeromycetes, Glomerales, Glomeraceae. The record is from RefSeq and is a predicted model, not a curated record.
AUGGAAAUAUCAACAAUAAAUCCUAAAGAAACUAAAAGAAAUUUAUGGAAAUAUUUUAGUCCUGUUAAAUAUCAGUUACAUGCUACAAUUUCUACUAUUGGUUCAGCUAUUGAAUCAGUAGAUGAUAAAAUAGUUUAUAUGGAAGAUUUAGAAAAAAGAAAAAAAGCAUAUGGAAUAUGCGGAGAAUGUAAUGAACCUGGCACAGGAGAAGAUUGGUGUCAAUCUUGUAAUGCUAAAAGAUUUAAGGAUAGAUUUAAAAAUUGGACUAGUGAAAAUAAAGAUAUUGAUGAAUUUAUACAACAAUCACAACUUAAUGCUGAGUAUUAUAAAAAAUAUCUUGAAUGGAUACCUUUUGAAAAUUUUAAAGAUAUUACUUAUAUUAUCAAAGGUGGAUUUGGUAAAAUUUAUUCAGCUAAAUGGCCUGAAGGAUAUAUUUAUUAUUGGGAUAUUGAAAAUCAAGAAUGGAAAAAGUAUGUUGAUAAAAAAGUUGCAUUAAAAAGUUUGGAUAAUUCUUCUUGUAUAAGUACAGAAUUUUUAAAUGAGAUUAAAACUCAUCUUCAGAUUUAUCUUCUUGAUGUUAUUCAAUGUUAUGGAAUAACUCAAGAUCCAAAUACCAAAGAUUAUAUGAUGGUUUUAGAAUAUUGUGAAAAUGGAAAUUUGAGAAAUUACUAUCUCAAUAAUGAAUCAGAUUAUUAUUCAAAAAUUGAUGAAUUAAUACGAAUUGUAAGUGGACUUCUAGAUCUUCAUAAUGCUGGAAAAGUUCAUAAAGAUUUUCAUCCAGGUAAUAUAUUAUAUGAUGUUCAUACCGAUCCAUAUAUAAGUGAUUUAGGAAUGUGUCAAUCAGCAAAUAAUGAAAAGCAUUCAGUUAAACAAGAAGGUAUUUAUGGAGUGUUACCUUAUAUGGCACCAGAAGUUUUACGUGGAUACCAAUAUACAAAAGCAUCUGAUAUUUAUUCAUUUGGAAUAAUAAAAAAUGAAUAUAUAUCUGAAGAAACUCCUUAUAAUAAUAUUCCUCAUAAUCAUGCUUUAGCUAUUAAAAUAUGUAAAGGACUUAGACCAAAUAUUUUUAAAUAUACACCAAAAUUACUUGCAGAUUUGAUUACUAAAUAUCCACAAGCAAUCUAUACUAGUAGACUAUUAAAUUUCAAAAAUCUUCCAGAACCAGUAAAUUCAGCAGUUGCUACUAAAACAACAUUAUAUUCAGAAUGUUUUGACUGUCAAUUAGACGAAUCUGAUUUCAAUGAAGUUAAUCAAGAUUAA